CUUGGCUUCACACAGCUAUGGACCACAGUGACAAUGAUAUGCAGGGGACGGAGGGUACCUUAUGUGGUCCUGAUGUCAGAAGAAGGAUCCCCAUCAAACUUCUUCCCAAACAGGCCAGGAAUAAACCUGCCCCUCGACCACAGAGACCAGCUGGACGUUUACCUUCCAAAACCCAUUCUGUAGAUGAAGAAGGCUUUAACUACAAGCAAGAAGAAAGAUUUGACAGUGGCACCAAAUCAGGAGAUGCGUUUGCAAGCCAACGACGGUUCCCCCAGCAGCUCUUCUGGGACUUUAAGCUGCGCUUGAUUGGUGAAAAGGAUGAUAUCCCAGUUCAUUUCUGUGACAAAUGUGGAUUACCAAUUAAAACAUACGGCCGUAUGAUCCCAUGUAAGCAUGUUUUCUGUCACGAGUGUGCACUGCAUCAUGAAAGGAAGGGUGAUAAGAUGUGCCCUGGUCUCAACAUGUACAGCUGUACAGAUCCGGUGCAGCGGAUUGAACAAUGCCUGCGUGGCUCUCUCUACAUGUGUAGUAUUGUUCAGGGAUGUAAACGCACCUAUCUCUCUCAGAGAGACCUGCAGGCCCACAUUAACCACAGACACAUUAGAGCGGGCAAGGCCUCCAGCAGCCGCUCUGACUCUCUUCAUCUCCCUCCCAGCUCGGAGGUGCCCGAGCGUUUCCGUGUGCCACCUCCUCACCUGCCCCCACCCCACCUGGCCAAGCCCCAUGUUGGCCCACCCCCAAUGUCUCAUGGUGGACAUGACCCGUACAGCCAGCCUCCCCCUUCCUCCCAUGAUGAUCAUCGACCUCCACCGGGCCAGCCUCCGGCUGGAGACAUGGGACCACCCCGCUCUCUUUCUCAGGAGACCUUCCGCAUCUCAACGGUUACAACACGGAAGCACAGCAACCUCAUUACGGUUCCAAUCCACGACGAUUCGGGAAGCUCCGGCCCCUCGCGUGAGCCGCUUCCCCAGCCUGGCAAUGCCCCGCCUCCUCACCAUCACCCUGGAGACUAUCCAGGCCAUCCACAUCACAUGAUGGGUCCGCCUCAGCAACACUACGGGCCUCCACCUCCUCCACCUAUCAGUCACCCCAUGCCUCACCCAGGGCAGGGUUCUAACACACCUCACAUGGUUUUUAACCAAGCGCCCCCUCCUCUGUCAUCAGUUCCUCCUCCCAUCACCCCACCUCCCGGACACCUCCUUGGCCAGAUGCCCCCAUUUAUGAACCAUCCUCCACCGGGGCCGCCUCCUCAACAUGGUGGCCCCCCUGUGAAUGCCCCACCCCCCCAUCAUUACAAUCCCCAGUUUCCCGAGGACAAGAGCACUCUCAGUCCACCAUUUAACCAGCCUGGGGGGUUGAGUCCAGGGAUGUGGCCAGCUCCCAGGGGUCCCCCUCCCCGAUUGCAGGGUCCCCCACAGGGACAGAUGCCUGGGCCACAUCACCCUGAUCAGGGUCGCUAUAGACCGUAUUACCAGUAAUAAAGUGUCUAUUUUUUUUUUUUUUAUAAAGUGAUUCCUUAAACUGGCAGGGAUUUGAAUGGUCAUUUAUGGUCUAAAGUUAUUCACUGUAUAGUGGGGAUCAGUGUUUUAAAAUCUUGUGGCUGUCACUGUCAGAUAUUUGAACAUUUACUUUUUAAUAAAAGCCCAUACAUGCUGCAUUCUAGGGGCUUGUAUUGAUUUUUGAAUGUGUUGUUUCUUGAAUGUAAUCAAAAUUAAAUGUACUAAUCAUA
Messenger RNA from Triplophysa dalaica, 1729 nucleotides. It is a transcript of the gene cbll1, whose product is annotated as Cbl proto-oncogene-like 1, E3 ubiquitin protein ligase. The record is from RefSeq and is a predicted model, not a curated record. Gene Ontology annotation, biological process: regulation of cell adhesion; protein ubiquitination. NCBI's taxonomy places the organism in Eukaryota, Metazoa, Chordata, Actinopteri, Cypriniformes, Nemacheilidae. The transcript has 6 exons. The coding region runs from base 18 to 1478 and encodes 486 amino acids. Gene Ontology annotation, molecular function: ubiquitin protein ligase activity.